This is a messenger RNA of Ochotona curzoniae (black-lipped pika), 2143 nucleotides long. RefSeq names its product ubiquitin C (gene UBC). Gene Ontology annotation, cellular component: nucleus; cytoplasm. Bases 19 to 2076 code for a protein of 685 amino acids. Gene Ontology annotation, biological process: modification-dependent protein catabolic process; protein ubiquitination. The transcript has a single exon. The record is from RefSeq and is a predicted model, not a curated record. Gene Ontology annotation, molecular function: protein tag activity; ubiquitin protein ligase binding. Lineage: Eukaryota; Metazoa; Chordata; Mammalia; Lagomorpha; Ochotonidae.
GUUUGGUUGUAACAGACAAUGCAGAUCUUCGUGAAGACCCUGACCGGCAAGACCAUCACCCUGGAGGUGGAGCCCAGUGACACCAUCGAGAACGUCAAGGCCAAGAUCCAGGAUAAGGAAGGCAUCCCUCCCGACCAGCAGAGGCUGAUCUUUGCAGGCAAGCAGCUGGAAGAUGGCCGCACCCUGUCUGACUACAACAUCCAGAAGGAGUCCACCCUGCACCUGGUCCUGCGCCUGCGAGGUGGCAUGCAGAUCUUCGUGAAGACCCUGACCGGCAAGACCAUCACCCUGGAGGUGGAGCCCAGUGACACCAUCGAGAACGUCAAGGCCAAGAUCCAGGAUAAGGAAGGCAUCCCUCCCGACCAGCAGAGGCUGAUCUUUGCAGGCAAGCAGCUGGAAGAUGGCCGCACCCUGUCUGACUACAACAUCCAGAAGGAGUCCACCCUGCACCUGGUCCUGCGCCUGCGAGGUGGCAUGCAGAUCUUCGUGAAGACCCUGACCGGCAAGACCAUCACCCUGGAGGUGGAGCCCAGUGACACCAUCGAGAACGUCAAGGCCAAGAUCCAGGAUAAGGAAGGCAUCCCUCCCGACCAGCAGAGGCUGAUCUUUGCAGGCAAGCAGCUGGAAGAUGGCCGCACCCUGUCUGACUACAACAUCCAGAAGGAGUCCACCCUGCACCUGGUCCUGCGCCUGCGAGGUGGCAUGCAGAUCUUCGUGAAGACCCUGACCGGCAAGACCAUCACCCUGGAGGUGGAGCCCAGUGACACCAUUGAGAACGUCAAGGCCAAGAUCCAGGAUAAGGAAGGCAUCCCUCCCGACCAGCAGAGGCUGAUCUUUGCAGGCAAGCAGCUGGAAGAUGGCCGCACCCUGUCUGACUACAACAUCCAGAAGGAGUCCACCCUGCACCUGGUCCUGCGCCUGCGAGGUGGCAUGCAGAUCUUCGUGAAGACCCUGACCGGCAAGACCAUCACCCUGGAGGUGGAGCCCAGUGACACCAUCGAGAACGUCAAGGCCAAGAUCCAGGAUAAGGAAGGCAUCCCUCCCGACCAGCAGAGGCUGAUCUUUGCAGGCAAGCAGCUGGAAGAUGGCCGCACCCUGUCUGACUACAACAUCCAGAAGGAGUCCACCCUGCACCUGGUCCUGCGCCUGCGAGGUGGCAUGCAGAUCUUCGUGAAGACCCUGACCGGCAAGACCAUCACCCUGGAGGUGGAGCCCAGUGACACCAUCGAGAACGUCAAGGCCAAGAUCCAGGAUAAGGAAGGCAUCCCUCCCGACCAGCAGAGGCUGAUCUUUGCAGGCAAGCAGCUGGAAGAUGGCCGCACCCUGUCUGACUACAACAUCCAGAAGGAGUCCACCCUGCACCUGGUCCUGCGCCUGCGAGGUGGCAUGCAGAUCUUCGUGAAGACCCUGACCGGCAAGACCAUCACCCUGGAGGUGGAGCCCAGUGACACCAUCGAGAACGUCAAGGCCAAGAUCCAGGAUAAGGAAGGCAUCCCUCCCGACCAGCAGAGGCUGAUCUUUGCAGGCAAGCAGCUGGAAGAUGGCCGCACCCUGUCUGACUACAACAUCCAGAAGGAGUCCACCCUGCACCUGGUCCUGCGCCUGCGAGGUGGCAUGCAGAUCUUCGUGAAGACCCUGACCGGCAAGACCAUCACCCUGGAGGUGGAGCCCAGUGACACCAUCGAGAACGUCAAGGCCAAGAUCCAGGAUAAGGAAGGCAUCCCUCCCGACCAGCAGAGGCUGAUCUUUGCAGGCAAGCAGCUGGAAGAUGGCCGCACCCUGUCUGACUACAACAUCCAGAAGGAGUCCACCCUGCACCUGGUCCUGCGCCUGCGAGGUGGCAUGCAGAUCUUCGUGAAGACCCUGACCGGCAAGACCAUCACCCUGGAGGUGGAGCCCAGUGACACCAUCGAGAACGUCAAGGCCAAGAUCCAGGAUAAGGAAGGCAUCCCUCCCGACCAGCAGAGGCUGAUCUUUGCAGGCAAGCAGCUGGAAGAUGGCCGCACCCUGUCUGACUACAACAUCCAGAAGGAGUCCACCCUGCACCUGGUCCUGCGCCUACGGGGUGGUGUCUAAGUUCUCCCCCUCAGCUUUCAGCACAUUUCAUCACACUUUUCUUUCAAUAAAGUUCUUGCAUUCCCAA